This is a messenger RNA of Brassica rapa (field mustard), 774 nucleotides long. RefSeq lists its product as uncharacterized. NCBI's taxonomy places the organism in Eukaryota, Viridiplantae, Streptophyta, Magnoliopsida, Brassicales, Brassicaceae. The record is from RefSeq and is a predicted model, not a curated record.
AUGGGUAUCGACUUAAAAGACGUGAAACCAUCUUCCAGAACUCUCACCGGCUUCAACGGCUCCUCCGAAGUAAUACUGGGAACUAUCCGGCUCUCAGUACAAGCAGAGGGAGUAACUCGGAUGGUCAAAUUCUCGGUGGUCAGUACCAAGGCUCCCUAUCACGUGAUACUAGGUACCCCAUGGCUGUACUCUAUGCGAGCAAUUGCAUCUACAUACCAUCAAUGUAUUAAAUUCCCGGGAGUGGACGGGAUGGUUAAGACACGUUCGCAGUCACUAGUCAACUCGGUUUCCCCUCCAAUAAGUAAGGUCUGCCCACAAAAGGAAGAAGUGCUCGAAGUCCCUGUCGACGAGUCAGACCCAAGCAAAGUACUACGAGUAGGCGCCUACUUAUCAGACGAGAUGCAGCGUACUAUCCUGGAUUUCCUGAAGCAGAACUUAUCUACCUUUGCAUGGUCAAUGUCCGACAUGCAGGGGAUCGUCCCUUCCGUCACGACUCACGAGGUUAACGUGGAUCCAAAUAUCAAGCCCAUCCGACAGAAGAGACGAAAAUUGGGCCCCGAGAGAUCCAAAGCAGUCGUCGAGGAAGUCGAGCGUUUACUCAGCGCGGGCUCGAUAACGGAAGUCCGUUACCUGGAAUGGCUCGCCAACCCAGUGGUCGUCAAGAAGAAAAACGGCAAGUGGCGUAUGUGCGUCGACUUUACCGAUCUCAACAAAGCCUGUCCAAAGGACAGCUAUCCGCUUCCGAAUAUCGACAGACUCGUUGAGUCAACUUAA